CCACUGUUUCAAUUUGCAAAUGUUGAAUUUCUACUUGUUCCUGAGUUGGGUCCGUUGCAAGCUCAGGCUUGCCUUUCAAUUCACCCGCUCCGCUCCUCUCAUUGCAGACGAUGUCGAGCAGUGUCGAGCGGUCUUGCAGGAGUGUCUCCUCGACGAUUCCCGUCGAUCAACUUAUCUCAACAACCUUGCCAACAGCCUUCGGCAAAGGUUCCAGCAGCAGGGAGAAAUGUCUGACCUGUCUGAGUCCAUCGAGCUCCAUCGAGCUGCACUAGCGCUCUGUUCCCCUGACCAUUCAGAUCGAUCCUUAUCUCUUAACAGCCUUGCCACUAGCCUUCGAGACAGGUUUCGGCAGCGGGGAGACAUAUCUGACCUGUCAGAGUCCAUCGAGCUCCAUCGAGCUGCAUUGGUGCUCUGUCUCCCUGGCCAUCCUGAUCGACCCAUGUCUCUCAAUGGCCUUGGCAACAGCCUUCGGGAAAGGUUCCGGAAGCAGGGAGACAUACCUGACCUGUUUGAGUCCAUCGAGCUCCAUCAAGCUGCACUGGCGCUCUGUCCCCCUAGCCAUCCUGAUCGAUCCUUGUCUCUCAACGGCCUUGCUCUCAGCCUUGCAUACAGGUUCGAGGAGCGGGGCGUCCUGUCUGACCUGUCUGAUGCCAUUGAGCUCCAUCGAGCUGCACUGGCGCUCCGUCCCACUGAACAUCCUGACCGAUCCAUUUCUCUCAACAACCUUGCCCUCGUCCUUGGAGACAAAUUCCAGCAGCAGGGCACGUUGUCUGACCUGAACGAGGCCAUUGAGCUUCAUCGUGAUGCACUACUUCUCCGUCCCCCUGGCCAUUCUGAUCGAUUCAUAUCUCUCAACAACCUUGCCAUGUGCCUUGAAGAACAAUUCCAGCAGCUGGGAAGGUUGUCUGACUUGGAUGAUGCCAUCGAGCACCAUCGAGCUGCACUGCUGCUCUGUCCCCCUGGCCAUCCUCAUCGAUCCGGAUCGCUCAACAACAUUGCCGUCUGCCUUGAAAGCAGAUUUCAGCAUCAGGGAAUGUUGUCUAACCUGGAUGAGGCCAUUGAGCUCCAUCGAGCUGCACUGGAGCUCCGGCCUCUUGGCCAUCCGGGGUGUACUGACCUGGAUGACGCAAUCGAGCUCCAUCGAGCUGCACUGGUGUUCAUUCUCCCUGGUCAUUUUCACCAUUCUUCAUCUCUCAGUAAUCUUGCCAUCAGCCUUCACGACAGAUUCCAACAUCGGGGCAACUUGUCUGACCUCGAUGAGGCUAUCGUCCUCCAUCGAGCUGCGCUGCUGCACCGUCCUCCCGAUCAUUUGAAUCGGUCGACAACUCUCAACAACCUUGCCACGAGCCUCCGAGACAGAUUCCUGCAACGGGGUAUGCCGUCAGAUCUUGAUGAGGCCAUCGAGCUCCAUCGAGCUGCACUACUGCUCCGUCCCCCUGGCCAUUCUGAUCGAUCCAUGUCUCUCAGCAACCUUGCAGCCGACCUUCAAGAAAUAUUCGUGCAGCGCGGCAUCCCGUUCGACUUAGAUGAGUCCAUUGAGCACCAUCGAGCUCCAUUGGAACUCCGUCCUGCUGGCCAUUCUGAUCGACCCUCAUCUCUCAACAACGUGGCCAAUAGCCUUCACAUCCGAUUCAUGCACCGUGGCGUCCUGCCUGACCUGGAUGAGUCCAUUAAGCUCUAUCGAGCGGCCUUGCAGGAGUGUCCACCUGCCCAUUCUGAUCGAUCUUCGUGUCUCAACAAUCUCGCCAGCAGCCUUCGGGAGAGAUUCCAGCACCGGGAGGUCCUGUCUGACCUAGAUGAGUCCAUUGAACUCCAUCGAGCCGCACUGGGGCUUCGUCCUGCUGGCCAUUCUGAUCGGUCCACGUCUCUCAAUAACCUUGCUACGAGCCUUCAAGAGAGAUCUUUGCGGCAGGGUGUGCUGUCCGACCUUAAUGAGGCUAUUGAGUUUCAUCGAGCUGCUCUAAUGUUCUGUCCCCCUGACCAUUCUCAUCGAUCCUUGUCCCUCAAUAAGCUUGCCGCUAGCCUUCGAGACAGAUUUAGGUGGAGGGGAAAUCUGUCUGACAUAGAUGAGUCCAUUGAACUCCAUCGAGCUGCGUUGAAUCUCUGCCCUCUUGGCCAUUCUGGUCGAUCAGCGUCUAUCAAUAACUUGGUCCUCAGUCUUCGAGACAGAUUUCAUCGGCGAGAUCUAUCAUCAGACUUGGACGAGUCAUUCAGCCUUUAUUCACAACUCUCCCAAAUAUCUCAUCCAGCCUCUCGCAAAGAUCUUCAUGCUGCCAUAUCAUGGGUCUCUUUCGCUGAGCAAUUCAAACAUAGCUCUGCAUUGGUUGCCUAUCAGACCGCCUUGAAAUUCCUCGAUCAGCACCUCACAAUUAUGUUGUUUUCCCCACACCAUUUUGAUGCAGUCAGGGAGGACACUGUAUCCCUCGCAAUGGAUGCUUUCUCGUAUAGUGUUCGUCACGGUGCUUUGAUGACUGCUGUGGAACUGGUGGAGCAAGGUCGCGCAGUAUUUUGGGCCCAGUUGGCACGCUUUCGCACACCACUGGAUGAACUUUCUGCCCAGGGUGACGGCGCCAAUGUCUUGGCGGAAGAGUUCAACCGUCUUAGCUUUAGCCUUCGUAACGCGUUAGAUGCGUCUACCGGAGACCAGUCCCCGCAAAUCCGGCAGCUGGCCAUGCAGUGGAAUGACGCCAUCUCCCGCAUUCGCAUGCUUGCAGGCUUUCCCCAUUUUCUUCUGCCUCCGCUCUUCUCUGAUCUCCGGAUGGCCGCAGAGGAGGGGCCAGUCAUCAUUGUAAAUGCAAGCAAGUACAGCUGCGACGUCUUGAUCAUCCUGAGUGCCCAAGAUCCCAUCCAUGUUCCACUUGAUGUUGAACAAGCCGAUAUCUCCGAGUGGUCCUCUGAGUUCCAGUCCCUCACAAAGCAUGGCGGUUCCUCUGAUCAUCAGCUUGAAACAUACCAGAUUGUCGACGUCCUUCGCAAUCUUUGGAACUAUAUUGUUGGCCCUGUAGUUCAAGUUCUCAGGGAGCUGAUUGAUCCUGGCUCACGCAUCUGGUGGUGUCCUACUGCUGAGUUCACGCUGCUUCCUCUACAUGCAGCAGGACCAUACGAGAAGAACAACCAGAAUUUGUCGGACAUUUAUAUCUCCACUUAUACCCCCACUUUGGCGGCACUCAUUCGUGCCAGACAGCAAGCCUCUCGAGACGCGUCUGAUUCGCAUUUUAUUGCCAUUGGUCAAGCCACUCCGAAAGCAGGGAAGCCACUUCAGCAUGUCACUGCUGAGCUAGCCGUUGUCGCUCAGCGUGUCGCGCCUACAUUGUCCUUUACAUUACUCGCGGACAGCGAUGCCACAGUCCAAGGAGCAUUAGAUGCACUAAGCCAUAACCAAUGGCUUCACCUCGCCUGUCAUGGCUUUCCAAAUCGACGACAACCAUUUAGCUCUUCCUUCGCAAUGCGCGAUGGGCGUUUGACGAUCAGGGACAUCAUCCGAUCUAGCGGGCAGGAUCCGGAGUUUGCAUUCUUAUCAGCUUGCCACACCACCGUGGGUGAUUGGUCGAGGCCCGAUGAAGCUAUCCAUCUCGCUGCUGCAAUGCAAUUCUCCGGAUUUCGCAGUGUGGUAGGUUCUAUGUGGUCUGUCGAUGAUGAUGCCGCAUACCAGAUUGUUUCUGCGUUUUACAAGAACAUGGUUGAUGAUACAGGGAGAUUGGACUGCAAGCGUGCUGCCGUAGCGUUGCACAAGGCUGUGAAGAAAUUGCGCAAGAAGAUUCCACUGGAACAACAAAUCGUAUUUAUUCACAUAGGCAUAUAGUUUGAUAU
Suillus paluster is the source of this 3810-nucleotide messenger RNA. RefSeq names its product TPR-like protein. Lineage: Eukaryota; Fungi; Basidiomycota; Agaricomycetes; Boletales; Suillaceae. The transcript is spliced from 3 exons. Gene Ontology annotation, molecular function: protein binding. The coding region runs from base 20 to 3802 and encodes 1260 amino acids. The record is from RefSeq and is a predicted model, not a curated record.